Messenger RNA from Melanotaenia boesemani (Boeseman's rainbowfish), 3540 nucleotides. RefSeq names its product chromobox protein homolog 2-like. The record is from RefSeq and is a predicted model, not a curated record. Lineage: Eukaryota; Metazoa; Chordata; Actinopteri; Atheriniformes; Melanotaeniidae. Gene Ontology annotation, biological process: negative regulation of transcription by RNA polymerase II. The transcript is spliced from 5 exons. Gene Ontology annotation, cellular component: heterochromatin; PRC1 complex. Bases 130 to 1662 code for a protein of 510 amino acids.
UAAAUAAACUUGCCUUUUUUUAUUCACUAACCGGUAGGUGUAGUAAACAUUUGUAGAUGUGGGCAAGGAGGGCCUACGGUGGCCGCGCGCGGUCAAACCUGCUUCUGGAGUAGAGGGGAUGCAGCAGUAAUGGAGGGGGUCACGGUGGGCCAGGUAUUCGAUGCGGAAUGUAUCCUCAGCAAACGGUCCAGGAAGGGGAAGUUCGAGUAUCUGGUGAAGUGGAGAGGCUGGUCGUCCAAGCACAACAGCUGGGAGCCGGAGGAGAACAUUCUGGACCCGAGGUUGCUGGCAGCCUUUCAUAAAAGAGAACAAGAGCGCGAGCUUCUGUUUCAGAAGAAAGGGAAGAGGCCGCGAGGACGACCCCGAAAGAUCCUGCCUCCACCAGCUCCUACCAAGGACAGCCGCUCUUCAUCUUCCUCUUGCUCUGGCCUCUCAUCCUCGCCAGACUUCUCUUCUUCAGAGGAUGAAGAUCACACGAAGAAGGCCAAGCCCAGCCACCGCGUCCACCCUGUCCCCCAAAAACGACCCCAGAUCCUGUUGGCCAAGCUGGAUCCGCCCCGUAAGAAGAAGCGUGGGAGGAAGCCGCUGAACCCCGACCUGAAAGCCUUACGGCAGGCGAAGAGUCGACCUCCUCCUCCUCUUCCUCCUCCUCCUCCACGCCACCACCAGCCAAUCAGAUCUCUGCGAGACGAGUCGCGGCCCGGCGUGAAGAAGCCGCUGCAGCCUGCCAGCUUCACGUAUCCCGGCCUGAGCCGCAGCUCCAGAGACGAGGCCGCCACUGGCUCCCAGACCUCCAGCAGCUCCUUCUCCCAGACCGCCACUGCCAGACCCGGAUCCCUGGGCUGCGUCUGGACCAACCGCUCCCUGUCCGCCUCGUCUUCGUCCUCCCACAGUAAAUCCAGUCCAUCCAAGAAGAUCUCAGAGCUCCGACGCACCGUCUCAGAAACAGGAAGCAGAGCGGACGGCUACAAAGCGUCUCCUCUGAAACAAGGCGGCGGUGCGGCGGCGCUCGGUCUGCACACCGGCUUCCAGGCGGCGGUCCAGUCCCAGAGGAGGCAGGAUGGUGUGGGGGGUCAGAUCGGGCUGGUCCAACACAAGCAGCACAACUCCAGCCUCUCCAAACCGUCAUCAUCCUCACCUUCAUCUCGAGACCGAGCGAGUCAGGCACUGAGUCUCCGAGCGCUCAACCUGCAGAGCGUCAGCAAGGUGGGAGGCGGCGGCCUGCACGGCGGCUUCCGGAGCGGUGCCAUCGUCGUGAAGGCCGGGGGCGGGAGUGCCAAAGAGAUCCGGACACCGGCCGGAGCGCAGCGCUCCACUCAGACAGCCGCGGAGCAGGGGCGGGGUCCGGCGGUGGGGGGCGGCGGCCGGCUGGACGAACGGAAACACGGGCCAAGCUCCCAGAACCGCAGCCUGAACGAGCUCAGCACCGGAGACUCGGAUGAGACCAGCAGUGAGUCGGAGCACGAUGCUGCCAUGUUCCCCGACGACAGCAGGCCGAGCCGCGGGAACGCUGCCACCGAGUCGGACACGGAAACAGAUUGGAGGCCCGCGAGGAGCCUCUUGGAGCACGUCUUCGUCACUGAUGUCACGGCCAACUUCGUCACGGUAACGGUGAAGGAGUCGCCGACCAGUGUGGGCUUCUUCAGCUCACGGAAUCACUGAGGGACCCCAGAACCAACCACGAUCCACUCAGGGUUUCCACGGCGCUCCGACGUUCCCAGGUCCAGGUCCAGGUCCAGUCAGAGACUUAACACCACAUCUGCGAAUAACAACUCAAACGGGAGAUUUUUCUGGUGUUUAAACCCCGUUUACACUGGAUCUCUGACCCGGAACCAGAACUGGAUCAGAACCAGGCAGCUGUUCUUGAACCAGAUCAGAAAACUCUGAAAUAAUUUGCUGGAUCUGAACAUUCCUCACAAACAAAUUCCUCCAAGUGAGCCAUGAAUCGGUGACCGAAAGCGGAUCCAGAUCCAGACCCAGAACCGAACAUCUGAAGAGUUCCUUUGUGAGUUUUUACUCUGGUACUGAUCUGUUUAUAACAGAACCGUCUCAACAGAAGUCGGCUGAAGUGGUCCAAGUUCAACGCCACAGAGAGGAAGAGAACCGACUCAGAUCAAACAAACCUUCCUGCAAUAGAAAGGAGGUUUGAAAGCACAAAGUAAUCAAUCAGAGCACAGGGGACACUGGCUCCGCCUCCAGAGUAACAAAAGUCCACCUGACAGGUGAGCAUGUGGCAGAUUUGUGCUUUCAGGUCUGCCACUGUGCACACGGGCAGGUGUGGGGCAGGUGUGGUUCAUGUAUGGAAAACCAACAGCACCCAGAUUCACAUUCCAGUAAAAAUCCAUAAAUCUGCGUUUUGUACAUCGAUCAUUAACAGAGUCACGUGAUUUAAUUAAACACACCUGUACCAGCAGCAGCGGGCAAACCACAACGUAAAGAACGUGUCGUGUCAAGUUCACCUGGAAAGGUUCCAGGUGUUUUAGCUUCAUUCUGACAGAGGGUCCAUACCUGUACCGAGUUAAUCAUACCUAUACCGAGUUAAUCAUACUUGUCCAGAGUUAAUCAUACUUGUCCAGAGUUAAUCAUACCUGUCCCGAGUUAAUCAUACUUGUCCAGAGUUAAUCAUACCUGUCCCGAGUUAAUCAUACCUGUCCCGAGUUAAUCAUACCUGUACCGAGUUAAUCAUACCUGUCCCGAGUUAAUCAUACCUGUCCCGAGUUAAUCAUACUUGUCCCGAGUUAAUCAUACCUGUCCCGAUUUAAUCAUACCUGUCCCGAGUUAAUCAUACCUGUCCCGAAUUAAUCAUACUUGUCCCGAUUUAAUCAUACCUGUCCCGAGUUAAUCAUACCUGUCCCGAGUUAAUCAUACCUGUCCCGAGUUAAUCAUACCUGUCCCGAGUUAAUCAUACCUGUACCGAGUUAAUCAUACUUGUCCAGAGUUAAUCAUACCUGUCCCGAGUUAAUCAUACCUGUCCCGAGUUAAUCAUACCUGUACCGAGUUAAUCAUACCUGUCCCGAGUUAAUCAUACCUGUCCCGAGUUAAUCAUACUUGUCCCGAGUUAAUCAUACCUGUCCCGAUUUAAUCAUACCUGUCCCGAGUUAAUCAUACCUGUCCCGAAUUAAUCAUACUUGUCCCGAUUUAAUCAUACCUGUCCCGAGUUAAUCAUACCUGUCCCGAGUUAAUCAUACCUGUCCCGAGUUAAUCAUACCUGUCCCGAGUUAAUCAUACUUGUCCCGAUUUAAUCAUACCUGUCCCGAGUUAAUCAUACCUGUCCUGAAUUAAUCAUACUUGUCCCGAUUUAAUCAUACCUGUCCCGAGUUAAUCAUACCUGUCCCGAGUUAAUCAUACCUGUCCCGAGUUAAUCAUACUUGUCCCGAGUUAAUCAUACCUGUCCCGAGUUAAUCAUACCUCUCCCGAGUUAAUCAUACUUGUCCCGAGUUAAUCAUACCUGUCCCGAGUUAAUCAUACCUGUCCCGAGUUAAUCAUACUUGUCCCGAGUUAAUCAUACCUGUCCCGAGUUAAUCAUACCUGUCCCGAGUG